Molecule: messenger RNA, 668 nt
Organism: Ceraceosorus guamensis
Lineage: Eukaryota; Fungi; Basidiomycota; Exobasidiomycetes; Ceraceosorales; Ceraceosoraceae
Exons: 2
Coding region: 299-475 (58 amino acids)
Source: RefSeq, a predicted model, not a curated record
AGCUGAAGGAAGUUCCUCACGCCUCCUCUCGGCAUCUCCUCCGACCUGCAGAGACUUUGCGACCACAAGGAAGUACAAUGCGAUCGCGCACAUCCAAGCGCUCGCCGUCUUCCGAAGAUUGUGCUGCGGACGAACGAGUUGGUGCAGAUUGCCUACUUUCUACAAUGACGUUGCCGCGCCCGGGCCUGGGAUGCAGCACCUACCCUCCAUCACGAAUGGUCACUGAAGUCUCGUUCCACAGGUGAGCCACCUCACGCACAUGCGAGUACGUAUAUGCGCGUCGUGUAUGUGCACGCCAAUGGAGGACAAGGACGAGUCAAGCGCUAAGGCAGACGACAUUUCACAAUUGCCCGCACCUCCAACACCCGAUGCAGUUGGCGAUUGGAAAAUAGCUAGCCGACAGACUAAGUCCAGUCUGGCUUGCCACAAGCCGGCCAGGCGAGUGGGUGGCUGCACUCGAGAUUGGUACACCUAGUGCCCUCUUGAGCGCUCGGCUCUUCACACCGACAUGCCAUGACGCAUUAGAGGACCCUGCUUCGCGCAUGUCGCCGAGGCUUGGAACUCGAGGAGAGGCCUGAGCUGCCGAGCCCGACGAUUGCACGAGUCGAGGUUGCUCUGAGCGUCGCAAGACUCGUCGUUUCCACGGUCAUAACGAGAUUUCAUUAGGG